AUGGGUUUACUGACGAAGAUGGAGAACCUGCUACGGCUUAACCGCCCUCAGACCCAGAAUUUCAUCAUGGGAUGGUAUGGCGCCGAAGCUCUCUCCGUUGGUGGUAUAUACGUCGCCGUCAUCGGCCUCGGGGCAGGAGGAGGAAAGCCCAGCUCUGCGCAGGUGGCCUCGUUGACGAAUGUGAUUAUCUAUGGCCUCUUUACCAUCUGUGGCUGGUUUGGAGGCACUGCUUUGAACAUUCUCAAGCCCAAACUGAGCAUCAUGAUCGGCUCAAUCGGAUACCCGUUGUAUGUUGCAGGGCUUUGGUAUUACGAUCGAACAGGCCACAGCUGGUUUCCGCUAUUCUCAGGCGCAGUACUCGGCUCCUUGUGUGGCCCCCUCUGGACUGCUGCGGCUUUCAUCCAGUUCGCCUAUCCCCAGGAGAAGGAUAAGGCAAAGUUCAUCAGUAUUCAAUGGAUGCUCAGAUCGACUGGCGCUACGGUUGGGGCAAUAAUCGCCUUUGCUGCCAACUAUCAUCAACAGAAAGCUGUCGGUGUAUCAAGCGCUGUCUACGGCACGUUUACAGCCAUUCAUUGUCUUCCAAUCUUCAUUGCAUUCUUCUUCAUCAUUGAUCCACAGAAAGUCAUCCGUAAGGAUGGGACACACAUUGCCAUCUUCAAGCCCACCAAACUCUCUGUCGAAUUAAAAUCAAUGGUUAGGACUUUCUUCGACCCUAGGAUGUUCAUCCUCUUCCCUGCCAUCCUUGGUUGCGAGAUGUCACUUGCUCUCGUCAGCAGUAUCAACGCGUUCUAUUUCAACCUCAGGACUCGUUCCUUGAACAACCUGGCAUUCCAUUCUAUCCAGGUCAUCAUGCCUUGGCUGAUGGUCUUCGUCCUUGACAAUCGCAAGAUCCAAAGCCGUAAAAUCAGGGGGUUCGUGGGAGUUGCGUUCAUUGGAGCAGUGUCCGUUGGUGCGAGCGCCGGCCUAUACGCGUGGCUGGAUAUCACCAAUAUCGGCUCACUCAAGAAACCUCAGGCUAAAGACUGGACUGACCCUGAAUUUGGCGGCAUGUUUGCCUUAUUUGUCCUCUUUGGUGCUAUCUAUUCCGCAUACCAGAUGACAAUAGAAUGGGUUCUCAGCGCUUUAACCAAUGACCCGUCUAGGCUAGCACAGUUCGGAGGAGUCUUCAAGGGGACCUUAAGCUUGGGUAUAUGUAUCUCCUUCGUCAUGGCUGCGGAAAAUGUGCCCUUCGUGGGCCAGCUGUCUUUGCAGUUUUCCCUCUAUGUCAUCGGGAUCAUCGGCAUGGUUUACGUCCUGAUAGUUUAUGUCAAAGAAACCAACUACUUCACCGAAGAGAAUGUCAUCGCGCCAUUGAGUGUGGAGGAGCAAGCUAAACUUGCUGGCCUGGUCACAGAGGAGCAGAUUGAAUCAGAGGAGCUGAUGCUGCGUAAGGGAUAG
Messenger RNA from Arthroderma uncinatum, 1437 nucleotides. RefSeq lists its product as uncharacterized. The coding region runs from base 1 to 1437 and encodes 478 amino acids. Lineage: Eukaryota; Fungi; Ascomycota; Eurotiomycetes; Onygenales; Arthrodermataceae. The record is from RefSeq and is a predicted model, not a curated record. The transcript has 6 exons.